This is a messenger RNA of Thecamonas trahens ATCC 50062, 573 nucleotides long. RefSeq names its product GatB/Yqey domain-containing protein. The transcript has a single exon. Bases 16 to 552 code for a protein of 178 amino acids. Gene Ontology annotation, molecular function: carbon-nitrogen ligase activity, with glutamine as amido-N-donor. NCBI's taxonomy places the organism in Eukaryota, Apusomonadida, Apusomonadidae. The record is from RefSeq and is a predicted model, not a curated record.
GGCAAACAGGGGACGAUGCUGCGGAUGACCAUGGGAGGAGAAAUGCAUGCGGUGGUGGGCGCAGUCGCGCGUGGGUUUGCUGGUGGAUGGGCAGCGGCGGCGCCGCUCAAGGCCGACCUGAUGGCGGACAUGAAGGUGGCCAUGAAGGCCAAGGACGCGGUCAAGCUGGACACGCUGCGUCUGAUCCGGGCAGAGAUCACAUCAGGCGAGAAGGUUCGCGGCGAGAGCUACUCGGAUGCCGAGGUCAUCUCCGUCCUUCGCAAGCUCGCCGCGCAGCGCGAUGAGGCUGCGGCUGCCUUUGACGGCGCAGGCCGCCCCGAGCAGGCCGCCAAAGAGCUGGAGGAGAAGAACAUCAUCACCUCGUACCUGCCUGCCCAGAUGGACGCCGAUGCCCUCCAUGCUGCCGUCACCGAGGCUGUUGCUGACUCGGGUGCGUCGUCGAUGAAGGACAUGGGCGCCGUCAUGUCGCGCCUCCGCUCGCUCAUCGACUCGGGCGUGACCGAUGGCAAGGCCGUCUCGGCACUCGCUAAGGACAUCAUCACAAGCAAGUAAAUGCCGUCUCCUCUGCUCUCA